AAUGAAUGUAGCCAAAAGAUAGACAAACGAAGUAAAUUUAAGCUCUCUCUCAAUACCUUUGCAUGCUCCCACUUCCUUUCUUCUGUUAAGCCAAAGCUCCUCAUCCUUCCACUACACAAAACCAACUACUUCCUUCACUCAGACAUUUUCACAAACACUUGCAAAACACUACUAACAAUGAGCAGCGAUCAAACCCAAGGUUCAGAGACUGAGAGCAGCUCCAAUUCCUUCACCUCCACAACACCACCUUCCUCGCCUUCCUCACUCCAAAACCCACUCUCAGCAAAUCUCCAAAAACCCAACUCCCCAAUCCAUCAAGAAAUCGAAUUGCCCGGCAAGAAAAACACCAAACGGGGCAGAGACUCCAGCAAGCACCCGGUUUAUCGGGGGGUCCGAAUGAGAAAUUGGGGCAAAUGGGUAUCCGAAAUCCGCGAGCCCCGGAAAAAAUCGCGCAUUUGGCUCGGCACCUUCCCGACGCCGGAAAUGGCAGCCCGAGCCCACGACGUGGCCGCGUUGAGCAUCAAAGGCAACUCAGCGAUUCUCAACUUCCCUGAACUCUCCGACUCGCUGCCUCGCCCGGUUUCACUCGCUCCACGCGACGUCCAAGCCGCGGCCUCCAAAGCCGCGCAAAUGCACCAAUUCGACGCCAACCCAUCAAUGUCGUGUUCCAUGCUGUCCUCGUCCUCGUCUUCUUCGCUGUCGUCGCUCGUCUCUGCCAUAGACAACCUGUCGACCGAGUCGGAGGAGCUGAGCGAGAUCGUUGAGUUGCCGAGUCUGGGUUACGAGUCGACCGAGUUGAGAAGCGAGUUCGUGUUUGUAGACUCGGAGGACCAAUGGGUUUACCCCCCUCCAUGGCUGCAGCGCUUGGGGGAUUGUGGCGGCGGGUAUGUUUGCGAUGAGUUGGGGACGCCGAGUUCAAGUGGGUUUGAGGGUUCGUUAUGGGAAUAUAAUUAGCAAUUUGUUUGCUAAUUAGCUGUUAAUUAAGAGUUUGUGUAAAUGUUUUUUGUUUUUUUUUUUUGUUUUUUUUUUGGGUCAAGGAGUUUGUGUAAAUUUAAGUGUGAGCUUUCUCUUAA
Molecule: messenger RNA, 1073 nt
Organism: Prunus mume (Japanese apricot)
Lineage: Eukaryota; Viridiplantae; Streptophyta; Magnoliopsida; Rosales; Rosaceae
Product: dehydration-responsive element-binding protein 3
Biological process (GO): regulation of DNA-templated transcription
Molecular function (GO): DNA-binding transcription factor activity; DNA binding
Source: RefSeq, a predicted model, not a curated record